Vicia faba (fava bean) is the source of this 1296-nucleotide messenger RNA. The record is from the annotation of a GenBank genome assembly. NCBI's taxonomy places the organism in Eukaryota, Viridiplantae, Streptophyta, Magnoliopsida, Fabales, Fabaceae.
AUGAAUAUCCAGAAAGCCGAGCGACGUUCGAGAAAAGAAACUGGAGUCAUUGCCUACAUUGUGAACUUGAGUGAGUUGUGCAGUUUUCAAAAGUUUUUAUAUGCUUACCUCAUCGAGAAAGGAUAUGAAAACACCGCUGAGCUUUUCCGAAAUGAUAUUCAACUUACUGAACCAUUGCUUGACCCUGAUGAACCACCUGGAAUCUUGUUAAACUUCUGGAAUGCAAUAUAUGAGGACUAUAACUCUCGCCGGAAUCAGGUUAUAAUGCAGCAGCCCAGCAAUAGCUCCACUCGGAAUCAGGUUAUAGUGCAGCAGCCAGGCAACACUUCCAUGCAGAGUCAGGUUGUAGUGCAACCCCUAAACAUUGGUCCUAUAAUCAACACUGCGACUGCACAAAGAAUUCCUAUUCAACUACAUUCAAGUUUUGAAAGCGUUGCUGCGAAACUUUUGUCCUGCGAUAUUUCAUCAGACGGAAAGAUUGUAGCAAGUGGAGGGCAUGGCGCAAAUGGGAAGAAGCCUUUCAUUUGCUACACGGAAACUGGUAUUUCUGUUACUACUCAAGACACACAUAAAAAAUCAAUCACAGAAGUUAGAUUUCAACCAAAUUUCAAUCUGCUUGCAACCGCUUCAGUUGAUGCAUCUAUAAAACUAUGGGAUGCAACAACUCGUGAGACAGUGCUGCGCUAUAUGGAACAUAAAGCACUUAGACAUAGAGGGACUGUAAGAUCGUUGGACUUCCACCCAUUAGACAAUAAAACUCUUUGCUCAUCGGACAAUAUUGCAAUUAAAGUAUGGGAUCUCAAUAAGUACACCAAUGCUAACGGAUUUAAGGAAGGUGGAAGCGUAGUGAGAGUUCAGCCUGUAUAUGGGAGCCUUUUGGCAGUUGCUAAUGGAAAUGGUAUCACCAUACUUGAUUAUCAUAAUUUGCUUGUUGCCAAGAAAUUGGAGGGACACGUUAAAGCCAUUACCUCCAUGUGUUGGGAUGACACCGGGAAAAUGAUUGCCUCUGUGAGUGAAGAUGAAGCACGUGUUUGGUCGGUGAACGAAGGACAAUGCAUACAUAACUGUGCAUUUAAUGGGAAGAAGUUUCAGUCUGUCAUAUUUCAUCCUCGAUACCAUAUGACCUUAGUUGUUGGUGGCCAUCAGUGUUUGUUAUUGUUGAACUUUGAGGAUAUGAUGCAAUAUAGUACAAGUGCGGCGACUAAGCUAUCAAUUACUGGACUAGCAGCUACCAAGGCGCAAAGUCAAUUCAUUGUAUCAGCUAGCGAUGAUUCUUUGGUGAAGAUUUGGAAAUGA